GUCUGUUAAGAACACCAUGGAGCUAUAAACAUGAGAACACUGGCCAAAAACGAAAUUUUACAUGCAUUCACUUCUGGAGGGGAACUAAAUACGCAACCCUCAAAACACAAUGACAACAAAUAUAGAAGGUCACUGAACAAGGACAGUACACGUGCAUAAUACCGAGGUGGUCUACAUUUUUUUAACGGCAGACGUUUUAAUGGCGUGCGGUGGCAGACUCGAACUGUCCGAUUUCUGGCUGAACCACGAAGAUGCGAGCCUCUUCGCAAAAUCUCAGUGGCCCGUCCACCAGUCGAUCUACCUAGCUUGGCGGGUCUUUCUCGCCUUGUAUACCACUGGGUGGCUGGUGGCAGAAUUUGUGGUCUAUUGGGACGACGGAGCGUUCUUCAUAUUUCUCACUAACUGGACCUACAUCGUGCUGACGCUCUACGCUGUCUGGUCAUGCUUUGGCACAUUCUACUUCACAUUUUCUGGUGGCAGAAAAAGUAGGUGCAAUGAAAGCUCAGCCACUGGUCCAUCGCAGGCAUUUGUUCCUCAUCCCCCAUAUACCGAUCCAACAUCCUCGGACGAAAGGCGCCCCCUGCUGCAUCAGCUACCUUCGUCUGAAGAGCCAGCACCCAGCCCUCGCCUGCCGAUCUACUUCAAGCUGGUCUGGCUCACGUUCAACAUCUGUCUUGCCACUGACAUCCUCAUCACGGUGCUGUUUUGGUCCUUUCUGGUGCCUCCACAUCAGUCGCCAGUGGUGUGGGCGUUUAACAUCAACAUACACAUCCUCAAUACAGUUUUUAUAUACACCGAGCUAGCCGUCACCGCCAUCCCAGUCCGUCUUGUCCAUUUUGUCUAUGGCUUAGUCUAUGGCUUACUGUACGCUAUCUUCACGUUGAUUUAUUACCUGGCUGGAGGCAUGAACCCAGAGACAAAAAGCACGGUAAUCUAUCCCAAUCUCGUAGACUGGUCCCAUGCCGGUCAGACGGCUUUGGUCGUAAGCGUAUCUUCAGUCGUGGAGGCCCUGGGUUUUAUUUUCCUAGGCUACGCUGUGUAUCGCCUGCGCGUUUAUAUUCACAGGCGCUACUUCCAUACACGUUCUGACGAUAGGAGUGCUCUUACAACAGCCGACAUUUAAAACAAAAUUGAAUCUUAAUCAAACAAAUCACACAUGAACACAUAAAAUCCUGCAAUGAAACCUGUGUUGGUAUCGGUCUGUAUUGUUCAGACCAUUUGAUAACUAUACAAGGAUUGCAUAACAAAUGUUAAAUGUACAUUUUCUCCUUUUCUUUGUUUUGGCUGAGGCCUUUGCUGCCCAAGUUCUACACGGCAGGAAGUAAACAUGGUUUUAAUGAUAACGCGGUUAAAAUUGUUGUGACAAGGUUUAAACGUACAUUACACAUUUUCUUUGUAGGCCUAUAUAUAUAUAUGUUUCAUAUUGUUUAACUGAACUUGUUGGGAGUAUGUUGAGUUGUUGGUUUUUUCAUGGGACUUUCAAAAAGGGGGAUGUACCGCCCUCUGCUUAAUUCUCCGUCGUUCCGACGUUAUAUCUUGGCUAUACUAUAAUUACGUUGUAAUGUUAGUGUUGCUUUCCUUGAUUUAAUGUUAAUUGUAAUAAAGUAUUAAU
Messenger RNA from Patiria miniata (bat star), 1612 nucleotides. Its product is annotated as protein rolling stone-like. The record is from RefSeq and is a predicted model, not a curated record. The transcript has 3 exons. NCBI's taxonomy places the organism in Eukaryota, Metazoa, Echinodermata, Asteroidea, Valvatida, Asterinidae. The coding region runs from base 200 to 1123 and encodes 307 amino acids. Gene Ontology annotation, cellular component: membrane.